CAACAACACACACGAGGAUAGGGUGUGUCAUUUUGUUAAAAGAUUUUAUAAUGAAAACAUAAACUGUCAGUUUAAAAAAUCACAGGACUAAUUCUAUAAAUUAUGUAACUGUCAAGGGACUGGUUUUGUAAUUUCCGAUCAGAGAGAUUGAAGAUAUCAGAAGCCAGAAAGAAAGAAGAUGUCUACAUAUCACAUUCAACGAAAUUUCACAGGAACGCGUCCCACAGUCGGAGGAUAAGAAGACGCAAGAUCUAUCGUUGACUUUGUUCCUUCUUAUAGUAGGUCACCUGCGUCUGUCGAAUUGGGGAUUGAAACCCGAAAAAAACCCUAAAAUCAGCGAAAGUUUUGAAGUAAUUGAGCGAUGAGGAGAGUGUUCGGCGUUAAGAAAGACAAGGAACCGCCUCCUUCCCUUAAUGAUGCCUCUGAUCGGAUCAAUAAAAGAGGUGAAACAGUGGAUGAGAAGAUCAAAAGACUUGAUGGGGAACUUGCUCGAUACAAGGAACAGAUCAAAAAGACCAGACCAGGUCCCGCUCAAGAAGCUGUUAAGGCUCGAGCAAUGAGAGUUCUUAAACAAAAAAGAAUGUAUGAAGGACAACGUGACAUGUUGUACAAUCAAACAUUCAACCUGGAUCAAGUUGCAUUUGCUUCAGAAGGAAUUAAAGAUGCUCAACAAACAAUGACAGCUUUGAAAUCAGCAAACAAAGAGCUGAAAGGAAUGAUGAAGACUGUGAAGAUUCAAGACAUUGAUAAUUUGCAAGAUGAAAUGAUGGACAUGAUGGAUAUAAGCAAUGAGAUACAAGAAUCUCUUGGUAGAAGUUACAGUGUGCCAGAUGAUAUUGAUGAAGAUGAUCUCAUGGGUGAACUUGAUGCUUUGGAGGCAGACAUGGGUCAAGAAACUGAAGGUGAAGGGGUACCUUCAUAUCUUCAACCUGAUAAUGAGCCUGAUCUGAAUGAAGAACUUAAUCUGCCUUCAGCUCCAAGUGGACAUGCAGUGCCAGCUGGCAGAGUUAACAAUCAGGCUGUGGAUGAAUUUGGUUUUCCUGCUGUCCCUCAUGCAUCUCUUCGUAGUUAAGAGGUUUAUUUUUUCAGAUGGCUUAGGGUCAGUAUUGUCUUUUUACCUCUCUUAACAAUAGUGUGCAUAAUUUGAACAUGAUACUUGCUGUCACUUCUUGGGGAUGUAUAUGAUUUGUUGGCACUUUUUAAGUGAUUGAUGCUUUAUUCAUGUAGAUGCCUUUGGUUGAAGUUUUGCAUUUGGUUUUUGGUUUAAAAUUUAUGUUUUAUAAAAUCGUGUUUCUAAACUUUUAUGUUUCUUAUAUUACGUUUUUUUUAAUAUUUCUUAUGUUGGAAAAUGGGAGAAAUUCGUUAUUCUUUCUCUAUUGUUUUGUACAAUAAUUUAAACCGUAAAGUUGUUGGAGUAUUUAAUAAAUUGGUGAACUAGUCUUUGAAGGAUAUUUGGGUUGAG
Molecule: messenger RNA, 1462 nt
Organism: Lactuca saligna
Lineage: Eukaryota; Viridiplantae; Streptophyta; Magnoliopsida; Asterales; Asteraceae
Source: the annotation of a GenBank genome assembly